AUGGAUGGAAAGUAUCACGGGGUGAUUGAUGCCAUACAGGAUCAGCUUUGCAUUCCUUCCACGUUCUACUAUCUGCCCAUAUACUUCCAAUGGGCGGAGGGUAUAUCAGCAGCAACAAGCGAUAUCGGAACUGUACCAUACGAUCUUCCAAUCAAUAGGUGCAAUGCUCCGCGACAUGAAUCCUUAGGGCAGCUGCUGACUUUUCAAGCUUUUGGCGUCAUCACCGCAGAUCAAACCAUAUUUGCUCUUGGUCAUGCUGUGCCAUGGAUGGUGUUGGGAUUGGCGUUCACCGCGGUGGGCUUGGGUCUUAUCUAUACUUUCAACGUUGGAUCACCAGCCAAGAUUCUGGGGGUGACUGAAGGGGGUGUCCGCUUUCAAAUGCCAAUCAUGAUCAUGCAGGCAACGACAAGAGAACAGGAUGUCCUCCUGGCAACAGCUAUCCUCCGGCGUAAGUGCGAUAACUGUUGGGUGGGGGCGCCUUUGGUUUCUCAGCUCUACAGGCGCACCUUUCACAACUCCCUUUUAAAGCAGCCUCCCAUCACAGCCCCUAAUAUCGACCCAAUACCGAUCCUCCACCCGGGGACGACGCAGCUCGAAGAGAUCGUGCCGGUAGGUUGGUUGGAUGGAGCGUUGAAAGCCUACGUGGCCGGUUUUAGGGAGAUUCUGGUUAUUGCUGUUGCAUUUACUGGUGCUACAUUUAUCAGCGCGUUUGAAUUCAGGUUUCUAAGCAUCCGACAAACGAUGAUGGCGGAAGUUCAGAACUCGUAG
Molecule: messenger RNA, 768 nt
Organism: Endocarpon pusillum Z07020
Lineage: Eukaryota; Fungi; Ascomycota; Eurotiomycetes; Verrucariales; Verrucariaceae
Exons: 4
Coding region: 1-768 (255 amino acids)
Biological process (GO): transmembrane transport
Molecular function (GO): transmembrane transporter activity
Source: RefSeq, a predicted model, not a curated record